Messenger RNA from Branchiostoma floridae (Florida lancelet), 2493 nucleotides. Its product is annotated as cytochrome P450 4B1-like. Lineage: Eukaryota; Metazoa; Chordata; Leptocardii; Amphioxiformes; Branchiostomatidae. The record is from RefSeq and is a predicted model, not a curated record. Bases 36 to 1598 code for a protein of 520 amino acids. The transcript has 12 exons. Gene Ontology annotation, molecular function: iron ion binding; heme binding; monooxygenase activity.
AGCUUGCGAACGAACGCAUGCAGUAGCACAGCGUCAUGACAAAACCUGGCGACGUUUUUCCUAUCGGAGGAACCUCUAUGAUAACAUUGACAUGGGCGACGAUUGUUGUCAUAGCUGUAGUAGUAGUAAAGGUGACUAUCAGCCUUUGGAACACCGUCAGACGUAACCAGAAAAUGGCAAAGGAGUUCCCGGUACCACCCGGAAGUCACUGGCUGCUCGGACACAUGGUCUUGCUUGGUGAUGAGGGUCGGGGAUUAAUGCUGAAGGCUAUGGAGUGGUCGAAGAUCUACAAGUACGCUCAUGUAAUCCGCAUGGGGCCGCUUCUGCAACACUGUAGCGUGUACCAUCCUGAUUACGUCAAGGCGGUGAUGUCACGGGCAGACAGAAAGGACGACUACGUCUACAGCUUCUUGAGGCCUUGGCUUGGGGACGGUCUUCUUACCAGCGCCGGACCCAAGUGGUUCCGGAACCGCCGCCUCCUCACACCGGGGUUCCACUUCGAAAUCCUCAAGCCGUACGUUAGACUCUUCUCAGAGAGCACAAACGUCAUGCUGAAAAACUGGGAAGAGCUGAAGUCUGGAUCGUCCAUUGACGUGUUUCAUCACACAAGUCUGAUGACGCUGGACAGUAUGUUAAAGUGUGCGCUCAGUCAGCACACCGACUGUCAGACAAGCAGGAAAACGAAUGACUACAUCGCUGCUGUGUACGACCUUGCAGACCUCACCAUGAAGAGGGGGAGGACCUUGUUACUCCGGAGUGAUCUGAUCUAUGCACUCUCUGCUGACGGGAAGAAGUACCGCAAAGCCUGUAACCUGGUUCACGAGUAUGCAAAACGCAUCAUCACCGAGAGACGAGAAGCCCUGAAGCAACGGCACACUCAGGAUGACGAGGAGGCGACAAACAAGAAGAAAUAUCUGGACUUUCUGGACAUACUGUUGAAAGCAAGGGAUGAAGAUGGUAACGGUCUGACUGAUGCUGAGAUCCGUGACGAGGUGGACACCUUCAUGUUUGAGGGACACGACACCACAGCCAGCGGGCUGGCCUGGACCCUGUACUGUCUGGCUCGUCAUCCGGGACAUCAGGAGAAGUGCAGGAAGGAGGCACAGGAAAUGCUGCAGGGGAGAACGGAAGUGACGUGGGAUCUUCUGCCCUCCCUGAAGUACAUCACCAUGUGUGUGAAAGAGGCCAUACGAUUGUUCCCUCCUGUGCCCAUGAUAUUCCGACAUCUGGAGAGCCCCCUGACGUUCCCAGAUGGAAGGACACUCCCCGAAGGAUCAAGAGUUGGCAUAUCAACCAACACUCUGCAUCACAAUCCUCACGUCUGGGAAAACCCUAUGGAGUUUGACCCACUGCGAUUUUCCACGGAAAACUCAAAGGGCAGGCACCCAUUUGCGUUUAUCCCCUUUGCUGCUGGGCCGAGAAACUGUAUCGGACAGCACUUCGCCAUGAACGAGUUGAAGACAGCUGUUGCGCUGAUCCUGCAGCGGUUCAGCCUGACUCCUGAUAAUACCCUACCGGAGCCCAUCCCUGUUCCUAAACUGAUCAUGCGUGCUAAAAAGCCGGGCCUUUUUCUGAAGAUUAAAUCUCUUACGGCCUAAGGUAUCUGAUAAUGACGUGUAGUAUUGAACACGCCACAUCAAACUAGUGGUUGAGUACUUAUCUUGCCGCACGCUUUCCAGUUGGUGAUUGUGUGAUUACGCUAAAUGCAAUGGAAUAAGUCAGGCAAGCUAAACCUUAAUGCUUUUUCGUGUCUCACAUGUACAGGCAACUCUUAUUAAGGUUUUGAAUUUUGAUAACAUUUGAUAGUCCCCAGGUGUAGUCCCUGAAACGUACUUCUGCUAGAAUAUGACAUUCGGUACUUAUUUUAUGUUUGAAAGUUUUUUUAUGGUGAUACUAAAUUGUACACAGAGGAUUUCAGUUACAAUCUUAUCAUCAGAUGAAGACUGUGAACACCAUCGAUGAUUUGCUCCAAACUGGAAAUGGCCACAGUAUUGAAGGAAAUGAACUGUGAACGUAACUGAUCAAGAUAUGAACUGGAGGCGUCUUUUACGCUAUAUAUAGAUAUGUAUAACAGGUAUAACAUGCUGUGUACCCUAAGAACAAUCUAUAAUUUGGUGCUUUACAGGCUAGACUUCGCCAAAAACAUUUUCUAUCUUUGGUAUCUUUUGGAGAUGAACUGCCCUGUUGUACAAAAUACAAAGCUAUCAUUUGUAAUCCUGUCUGGAAGUCCUAGUCUUUAGCUAUAUAUUUACUUUUUCUAUAAGCUAUUGCGUAGAUAUUAGUUUAUUAGGUAUGUCCUGCCCUAGAACUUGCCAUCCGUUACAGUUGUUGUGCAAUAAAGAUUGAUUGUAUCAAGCGCAACAGCACUAACAGGAAAUAUUUAGAGAGGGAGACGGUUAUAUUAUCAUAUAUAUACAAACAAAUACAAAUGUACAGCAAUAUACCACUAAGAAGCUUCCUUGGGGUGAAGAAAUAAAGUCAGGGACCAAUGUC